AUGGAGAGGUGUCACGGUCACUCCCCAACUCAGGAGUAUCCACAUCCUUUUGUACACGAGGUGAAAGUAACAACAGCUCAGAAGAUUAGGGGUAUCAUUCUGGGCUCAGUUUUAUUUCCAGUACGUGUGACGCUGGCCACACUCUUCUUCUUGAUCAUGUGGCCGAUAGCCCGGCUCCGAUUGGCCGGUUUGUCCGAGGAAGAGCGUGCGAAGCCGGUGGAGGGGUGGCGUCACUGGCUGUUCCAUCACGUGAUCCUGUUCCUCAGCCGGGCGGUCUUCUUUUCCGUGGGGUUCCUCUGGAUCAAGGUGAAGGGACGUCGCGCGGGGCUAACGGAGGCGCCCGUUUUGGCCGUGGCCCCACAUAGCGGGUUUCUGGACAUGCUGGUGCUUUGUCCCGCUGGUCUGGCCACCGUGGUCUCCCGAUCAGAAAACACCAAACUGCCCGUCAUAGGAGCACUGCUGGAGUUUAACCAGUCUGUGCUGGUGAACAGAAAGGAUCCAGAGUCCAGGAAGAAGUGUGUGGCUCAGAUAAAAGAGAGGCUAACGUCCGAGGGAUACUGGCCCCAGAUGCUGAUGUUCCCAGAAGGCACAACCACCAACGGCAGAGCGCUCAUCAAAUUCAAGCCGGGUGCAUUUUUAGCAGGUGUCCCUGUUCAACCAGUGUUGCUACACUACCCCAACAAACUGGACACUGUCCGCUGGACAUGGAAGGGAACAACCUGGGUUCAGUCUUUGUGGCACACCACCUCUCAGUUUUACACCAACGUCACAGUCGAGUUCCUGCCCGUGUACACACCCUCUGAGGAGGAGAAGGAAAAUCCUGAACUUUAUGCCGACAACGUUCAAAAACUUAUGGCCAAAGCUCUGGGAGUUCCUGCUACAGAUUACGUGAUGGAGGGGCGUUAUCCUGUCAAUAAGCUGGGAGGCCUCUCUCUCCCUCUGGAGUCUCCUGCAAGAGAGACCCUCAAAAAGCUCAACAAUAAUGGUCUCAGCACUGCGCAAGUAGAGACUGUGAUCAACAGCAUGAUCGACAGCUGUCAGUCAAGCCAGGGAACCAUGGUAACAGCAGACCACCUGACCACCCUGCUCGGUUUGAGUAACAGAGAGACGGCCAAAGAGAUUUCAGCUCUGUACUCCAAGGAUGAUAAAGUGGAUCUGAGGCAGAUUUGUCUGAGUGUGUCUGCAGUCAGUGGGCUCAGGAGUCUGGAAUCUCUCCUUCACACUGCGUUUACCCUAUACGACAGUGACAGCGAUGGUGUUUUGAGCGCAGAGGACCUGUCCGACCUGAUGGGAGCGCUAAUCGGAGUCCCCCAGUACAACACGGCAGAGAUGUAUGCAGAGUUGACCACCAGGGGGCAGCCCUCAGAGGCUGCUUUGAAAGAGUUAUUGACAACUCACCCCACCUACAGUAGAGUCAUCUCUGAAUACCUUCAGUCUGAGGAGGAGGGACUUAAAACGGAGACACUCUCCACAGCCAAUGGGAAGACACAAAACCGAACCGAACAUGGCAUAUCCAAUGGCACGUCCAAUGGGAAGCCAAAUGGGUCAGCCAAUGGAAUUUUCAAUGGCAGAAGCAUUGGGGAAUCAAAUGGAAUUUUCAAUGGCAGAAGCAUUGGGGAAUCCAAUGGAAUUUCAAAUGGAGUAUCCAAGAUGGCUGACUGA
This is a messenger RNA of Chanos chanos (milkfish), 1662 nucleotides long. RefSeq names its product lysophosphatidylcholine acyltransferase 4 (gene lpcat4). The record is from RefSeq and is a predicted model, not a curated record. Gene Ontology annotation, biological process: phosphatidylcholine acyl-chain remodeling. The coding region runs from base 1 to 1662 and encodes 553 amino acids. NCBI's taxonomy places the organism in Eukaryota, Metazoa, Chordata, Actinopteri, Gonorynchiformes, Chanidae. Gene Ontology annotation, cellular component: endoplasmic reticulum. The transcript has 13 exons. Gene Ontology annotation, molecular function: 1-acylglycerophosphocholine O-acyltransferase activity; lysophosphatidic acid acyltransferase activity; calcium ion binding.